Molecule: messenger RNA, 261 nt
Organism: Necator americanus (New World hookworm)
Lineage: Eukaryota; Metazoa; Nematoda; Chromadorea; Rhabditida; Ancylostomatidae
Exons: 2
Coding region: 1-261 (86 amino acids)
Source: RefSeq, a predicted model, not a curated record
AUGAAGAAUAACAAACUGAAACUGUUAGCGGAUAUGGGGGAAGAGCGUCGGGAAGAACACAAUGAAUGUUUUUUUUUCUGGAAGCAUCCACAAUCCCAGCUUACAACCGCUCGAAUUCUCAUUGUUAACGGGAAAGCUGGGGAUGAGAACGACGAUGAUCUUCUCACACACAGCCAACGUCGUUCCCAACAUCCUACAACUUCCCUCCAGAAAAAACCACCCGACGACGACGAUGAUUUCGCCGAAAACGACGGAGCUUAA